This is a messenger RNA of Capsella rubella, 1160 nucleotides long. Its product is annotated as transcription factor MYB115. Gene Ontology annotation, molecular function: RNA polymerase II cis-regulatory region sequence-specific DNA binding; DNA-binding transcription factor activity, RNA polymerase II-specific. NCBI's taxonomy places the organism in Eukaryota, Viridiplantae, Streptophyta, Magnoliopsida, Brassicales, Brassicaceae. Bases 57 to 1142 code for a protein of 361 amino acids. The record is from RefSeq and is a predicted model, not a curated record. The transcript has 4 exons. Gene Ontology annotation, biological process: regulation of DNA-templated transcription. Gene Ontology annotation, cellular component: nucleus.
UCGGUCUUAUUUUCUCAAAAUGGGUAUAAUCAUCGUUUGAAUUCGGUGAUGUUGAGAUGAUUUUUUCACAGAAUACCACCUGUGAAGAUUUCAUCUUAAAUGAAACCCACCGAAGUCUUUUUAUUGAUGAUGCAUCUUAUAUACCAUUUUACAAUGAACAUUUAGGUCAAUCUUCUCUUAACAGAUUGUAUCUUCCAUCAGAUCUGACUGAUAUUUCUAAUCAUCAUCAACUAAACCAUAUACCAUCGACCCCAAAACAAACUCAAGAUUCCUUCAAUCAAAAUUUACUUAUCACCCAAAAUCAUCUGGUUUUCAACUCUCCCUCGUAUGGAAUUCCAUCAGAUUAUUCAUUCGUGAAUAUCGAUACUUACGAGGAAUCUAUGAAUAACGUAACCAACAAAAAUAGUAUCUCUACAAAUCCUGAAGCUCUUGAUCAAAUGAUAGGUGAACCUCAAUCAUUUGAUAUGCCAGUGCCAGAGGAUAUCAAAAACACAACCAGUGAAAUCAUGAAUCAGGGUAAAGGUCAAAAGAUGGUAAGAACUCAUCAAAAAAAGAAUAAAAAAAUAGUGCAGACAAGCAAUCAUUCGAAGAAAAGUAACAUCAUCAAAGGAAAAUGGGGAAAAUCUGAAGAUAUGAAAUUGAACCAAAUGGUGGAGCAAUAUGACGGGAUCAUCAAAUGGGCAUCAAUUGCCAAAAAUCUCAAAGGACGAACAGGAAAACAAUGCAGAGAGAGGUGGCACAACCAUCUUCGUCCUGGCAUUAAGAAAACAGCUUGGACUAAAGAAGAAGAUCAAAUAUUGGUUGCAGUACACAAGGUAGUUGGUACCAAAUGGUACAGUAUCUCACAACACCUCCCAGGAAGGACGGAAAACAAUAUUAAGAACCGCUGGAACGCUACAAAGCGCCGGGUGCAAAAUCAAAGUGGUGAAAACUCCAACCUUGCUGAUAAUAAUGUCCUCGAAAAUUACAUAAGGUAUAUCACAAUCAAUAACGAUAAUCUUUCCAAGACCAGUGAGGAUGUGAAUUUGAACAUGGACGUUGGCACACAGACCAAUGAACCAUUAGUCAAUGCAUCUACAACAUCAUAUUAUGUUCCAAUGCCAGAAAAUUUUACAUGGGAGAAUUAUGCUAGAGAGUUUUGAAAAUCAAUAAAUUACAUU